Polychytrium aggregatum is the source of this 2608-nucleotide messenger RNA. RefSeq lists its product as uncharacterized. Bases 191 to 2509 code for a protein of 772 amino acids. The record is from RefSeq and is a predicted model, not a curated record. The transcript is spliced from 6 exons. NCBI's taxonomy places the organism in Eukaryota, Fungi, Chytridiomycota, Chytridiomycetes, Polychytriales.
UGGCCGUUUCCGUUUGUGGGCUCACGAUUGUCAUUCUCCUUGCUAUCUCCAGGCUAAGGCCGCAGCACGACCGCCGUUUCGAGUAUUGGGCAUCGGUGGCCCUCCUCCGUCGCAGCAGCUCGAAAGGCUCGACGGUCGUCGUGGCGAACGGGCAAAUCAUGCGAGCGACCAGCAUCAGUCGCAGCUGACGAUGCAGUCCACAACAGCAAGAACAGGGGAUGUUGGGCAGCAGAUACCACCGUUGAUGUUGGGCGGCACAAUGCAGUCGAGCAAACCAGGGCCCGACCCAGCUCGAGCAGGCAACUCCCCCGACAACCAGUCUCUGUCCCUUUCGCAGCGACCAUCAUCGAAAGCCUCCGGGCGCGAGUCACCUAUAUCAAAUGCGACCGGGCCACAUACAUCGAAUCGGAGCGAGGGCAGUGGCCUCGUGGGCAAUGUGCCGCCCACUAGCGGUACAGCAAUGGGCACCGAGCCGGAUUCUCCAGAAGCACCAUCGACGCCGACGCUGGAAGCCAUUGAGAACGAGAACAUACUCCUCCGGGAGCGCAUCGAUCGACUCAAGCGGCUUUCGGUCGAGGAGGAUGACCUCGACGCAAACUCCAAGCGUGCUGAAGAGCAGCAAGUCGAGAGCCUGACUCGACAAGUCGCAGGCCAUCGGCAGGAGAUCGAGAAGCUCGAAACAGAGAACAAGGGGCUCAAGAACCUUGUUGCCCAACUCCAGAAGCGCAUCGAGAGGGAGAUUGAGCGGUCCAAAGCCAUUCCAAAAGCCACCAACACAGUGCCAACAAGCCUCGAGGCCAAUCUGCAUUUGCGAUACCAGUUCAACAAAAAACUCGAACUCGAGCGGGAAAAGUACAAGCUUCUGCACGACCAGAACUCCGAGCUUAUCUCCAAGAUCAAGAAGCUCGAGCAAGAACAUUCGUUGUCGUUGACGAAGCAGGUCGCAAACGAUGACGCCAAAUUUGGGCUCAAGGUCAAUGAUGCGCUGCUGUGGAAAAACAAAGUCCGGGAUAUCGAGGAGGAGAAAAGACAGCUGGCGUAUCAGCUAGAGCAAUCCAUGGGCCAGCUCGAGAAAGAGAACCGAGAGCGCAAGAAACUGCUGCGGGAGCUGGAGGACUCACGGCUCCAGUUUCAGCAUCUGGCUCUGGGCGCACCUUUUGAUCGCUUCAAGGGCAAACCUACGGCCAAGAAAUCGCUCGAAGCUGCGGCACAGAACGGAUGGGUGUCUUUGGAGAACAUGUCCGAACACAGCCUUGCCGCUAUUGAAAACGAGCCUCUGAAGAACUACGAUGGGGGGAAUACUCAACAACCAGCUGGUGCUUCAUCGCUGUCGAGUUUAUCGCUGUCUCAGUCGCGAUGCUCCGAGCCGGCUGACACCGAUGCAUUCGGGAAGCUUGAUGCUGUGGCAGGCAUGCAAGAUGCAAGUGUCUUGCUCGCCAGCCGUAGACCAUCCGAAAUCCCCCUCCUGAUAGGCAAGAGCUCGUCCAGAGUGAGCCUUUCCAAAUCCACAUCAACAAGCCAUCUGCCAGGCCCGCUUCCGCUCAGCCACUCAUCAUCCAAGAUUCUGCGGCUAUCGGGGUCGACCACUUCGCUGAUCCCGGUUUCACUAGCACACAAGAACUCACUCGUACAGUCUCAAAGUCAGGCGGGUUUAGAGAGCUUCCAGCCCGCGAGCCGUCCGCCCGUGCUCCCAGACCAAAGCCUCGCGGCCACAUCCAAAGACCAGCGGGCAUCGAAGCCGGGGUCCAAGGGAGAUGAACCAGCUAUUCUGAUGACCAAGUCGACAGAAACCGAUCCUGAUUUCCGGCCAGACAAGCCAAGAUCGGCUGGGAAGACGGCUGCCAGACCAUCAAAACGCCAAAGAUCGUUUGGUCAGCUCCCUAAGGAUUCGCCCCGACAGUCCAAAGUAUCUCCAUCUCAUCAGACAAGAGGAUCGCGGACGAGCCUGAUACAACGACGCAAAGCAAGCGAGGGUACAGUUAUGCGAAAUGGCACUCAAAAGCCAAGUAAUCCACCAAAGCAUGAAGACAAGAGCGUCUCGGCAGCCAUAGCCGCUGCCCACCCCGACGUCGGUCCGCUGGUUGAUUCGAAACUGGAUCUGUCCGUGCCUGAGCCGUGCCCCAAAAACAGCGCCGAGCCUGGUGAUGAUGUAGCUGAGUCCAUUCGAAAUAUCGAGCCAGACAAAUCGGUCGAGCAAGGAAAGCCAAAGAUUCCAAAGGAGCAGAGUGACAAUAGGGCAAUCGCGCAAGCCAAGGGUGCUGAAUCUACGGCAGCUUCCAAGAACAAAUCAAAGAUCAAUCCCCGCAAGCCUCGCCCCCUGCAGAAAGACGACGCCAAUGUCUCCGCGCAGUCAAUCAUGGAUGACACCCAGAUUCGAGCCGCCAAGGUGCAGCUCGAGUAUGAUCUAUGGGUGGCCAAGAAGAUCAAAGAGUCUGCUGGGACAGCCGAGGGAGCUUCUACUGUGGCGGCAUCGGGGACAAGAGCGAGCGGGGAAGCUGACCAAGGCUGAGUGCCUUGUCGAGUCACUGGAAUGUGCCGCAAGGCAUCUGCUCGGUACUUUGCGUUGACAUAAAUCUAUGAUUUGAUAUUGGCGAGUGCCGUGGGAUCC